AUCCAGGCGAGCCUGCUGGCGUGCGAGGGGCUCUCCGGCGUCUGCCUGGUGCCCACGGUGGCCAGCAAGAAGAUGAUGCGAAAGAGCUCAAAGCAGGCGGAGGGCAGGGAAAGGGGCAGCAGCCCCGACGUGCUGGCACUGCGUCAGGAUGGGGAGAAAUCCCGCAGCCGAAAGGAGGAGGAGACGGCGGAGGCGUCGCAGCCCAAAAAGUCCAUUAAGAAGGUGGUGGUGAUCAAGCAGAACUGCUCCUUCCAGCUGAGGAUCCACAAGAACUUCAUCUGCGAGCAGUGCUGCGGGGCGUUCCGCAGCAGUUACCACCUCAAGAGGCACAUCCUCAUCCACACCGGCGAGAAGCCCUUCGAGUGCGACGUGUGCGACAUGCGCUUCAUCCAGAAGUACCACCUGGAGCGCCACAAGCGCGUCCACAGCGGCGAGAAGCCCUACCAGUGCGAGCGCUGCAUGCAGAGCUUCUCCCGCACAGACCGGCUGCUGCGACACAAGCGCAUGUGCCAAGGCUGCCAGACCAAAGGCCCCGAGGCGCAGCUGCUGCUGUAGGGCCGAGCGCUGGGGGGCGGCCGUGUCCCCCCCCGAGCCGCUCCCGGACUUCCCGACCAGGUCCCGACACUGUACAUAGGCUGAGGAUGAGUUGGAACCCUUCUCCCGCGCAACGGCAGCGGGCGGGGGGGCGGCUCUGCCCACCCCCCUGCCUCGAGACCCCCCCCCCCACCGCCCCGUCCCGGCUCCGCCGUUGCCUCUCGGAUCGGCUCCGAGUUGGGGGGGGGAGCGCCUCCAGAACGGCCCCCAGCCCACAGGAAGGACGUGGGGUGGGGUGGAGGCCCCCCCCCUCCCCCCAGCUUCCCCCAGUUUGCGAGAAAAGAGAAGCAGAAGGCAGA
Messenger RNA from Lagopus muta (rock ptarmigan), 893 nucleotides. It is a transcript of the gene ZNF740, whose product is annotated as zinc finger protein 740. Gene Ontology annotation, cellular component: nucleus. Gene Ontology annotation, biological process: regulation of transcription by RNA polymerase II. NCBI's taxonomy places the organism in Eukaryota, Metazoa, Chordata, Aves, Galliformes, Phasianidae. The record is from RefSeq and is a predicted model, not a curated record. Gene Ontology annotation, molecular function: RNA polymerase II cis-regulatory region sequence-specific DNA binding; DNA-binding transcription factor activity, RNA polymerase II-specific.